AUGGGCGCACAGCGACCCGAACCUGUCGUCGUGCACCCUCGUCGCCGCCUCAGCUCGUCGUCGCCUGAAUCGGCCCUGCGCUCGUCGCGCACCGCCGCGUCGACAUCCUCAUCAGCCCGCAACUCGAACUUCGACCACAACUCGACGCACAAGACCAACGUGCACGGUCACCGCCCUGUCGAGGCCAGGAAAGCCGCCUCACCGGCACCGCAAGCCGCGCCAGAGCUGCAUCCGCAAAGGCCCGCAUCGCCUGCCUCGAGCGAGGCCAGCUUCGACGACGAGAUCCUCCUUGUCGCCCAUCGUCCUCGCCCUCCCCCGUCCCUCUCGGCGGCAGAGCCUCCCGCGACGUCAAGCCCCGCCGUUCGCGAGCCAUUCGAAGCACCUGGGCCCGCCAUCGCCAGCUCGUCGGCAACCGCGUUCGCCCCGCACCCUCGCUGGAGCGUCGACCGCCUCGAUCCACCUGCCGCGCCUCGCUCGCUCAGCGACAAGGCCAAGGGCAAGCUCCCGCUCGAGCGCGAGCACGCCGUCGAGUCGCACAAGCGGUCGGCGAGCCCUCGCACGUCGCCCCGGACCAAGAAGCGCCGUCUCGACGCGACGUUCGACGGCGUCGAGAUCCCGGUCGCGUCGGCGAGUUCGUCACCCGUUCCUGCCGAGCCCGGCCCGCACCCGGUGCAUCGACGAUGGGCCUCGGGCAGCUCUGUAGCCUCCGCGCGAGUUGCGAGUACGGCCCCCGAGGACGACGAGGCCGCCGCCGCCGUCGAGCGUCGACGCUCGUCUCGGCUCCCGGUCGUCGUCGCCCAGCCCCCUCGGCCUCAUCCCGCCACUUCCGCCGACGUGGCAGCUUCGAGGACGGUUGUCUCGCCGAGGGAGACGUCCAACUGCGGGCGGGCCUCGUCGCUCCCGUCGGCGCCCACGUCCACCCGGCUCGGCGUGACCUUGCGCGACGUCGUCCCUGCGCGCUCAAGACCCAGUUCGGCGGUCGCUUACACCGGCAUCGCAGCACCCGUCGGCGACAUCCUCGAGCGCAACUUCCCGUCGAGGCCGCCCCAACACCCGCUCAACGCGCUGCGCCUUCGCACUCCGCCUCUCGAUCCGCCGCCUCGGUUCGUCUGCAACCCGGCGUACGAGCCCGCCGCCGCCCUCGGCUGGAUCUCGGGCGCCGUCUCGAAGAAGCGUGCACCGCCGCGCCCAGUUCCUCGCCUGCGCACCAACGUCCCUCCCGCCGCCGCCGCCGCCGCCGCCGCCGCACCAGCACCCGUCGCCAGCUUCGCCGGCGAGGUCGGCCAGCGCCGUUCUGCGCGCGCAAAGGUCCCGGCGCAGCCCGCCUGCUCGAUCUACCCGUCGGCGACCGACCGCGUCGCCGCCCUCGCCUCGUCCACCUCGGCCUCGGCCUCGUCGUCGCGCGCGUCGUCCGCCUCGAGCGAGGACCCGCGCACGCGCACCGCACCCGUCUCGACGCGUGCAGCACCCGCCGCACUCGCCCAGCCUGUGCGCCGCAAACCCCUGCUCGCCCAGCUGCGCACGCGGUACGCCUUCCUCGCCGAGGACAACUGCGCGCCGUUCCGCGCCGACAACUCGUGCGACGGCAUCAACCCGGAGCCGUGCUCGUUCGAGUGGGACUCCUACGAGCUGCGGGCGGCGGUGCGCGCCGAGGGCUGGCCUCCGUGGCGCGACGAGGACCUCGAGAUGGUGCGCGACGCCGGCGAGGCGGCCGACCUGAUCCUGAGCGCGCACGCCGGCGACGAGGGCGCGCGAGAUGUGGUCCGCUCGGCGUGCCGCCUCGUGCCGUGGCGGUACCGCGACCUCGACGACGCGCUCGGGAGCGCCUCGAACGCGCCGACCAGGUGGGCGACGUGCGACUGGCGCAUGGUGCAGCAGCAGCAGCUAGAGCUGGGCGAGACCGUCGACGUCACGAGGGUGCGCGGCGGCCCGCAAACCUUUCUCGACGCCGUCGGCGGCGACCUCGACCUCGACCUCGUCGAAGCGGGCGACGCGCUCAGCCCGUUCUCGAGCCCCUCGCGGGCCACCACGUCGCCCCGCAAACGCGGCAGCGCCAUCACCGACGUCCCGCCGACCACCCCUCGCCCGCUCGUCGCCGUCGACGGCGAACCCGACAUGCUCCACGACCCGUUCCGCGAGCGGGGCUCGAGCGCCGCCGCCUCGCGCCCGCUCGUCUUCCGCGAGUCGCACACGUCGAGCGCCGCUGUCGCCGAUCCUCGUCCGGCGCGCAGCGCACGCAGGGCGCUCACCGACGAGCCUUGCGAUGCGCCCGCCCCGGCCGCCUCGAGGCCCUCGAGCGGCCGGCCCGCAGGGCCAGCUCGCCGGUCGGCGCGCGUCACGGACGCCGAGGGGCCCCGCUCGCGCGCUCAACGACGUUCGUCGACGAGGGGGCACCUCUUGAAGGCGGCGUUGCCGCCGUCGAGCAAGCUCGUCCCCAAGUCGGUUCGUCUGCGCGAGGCGCGCACCGCCAAGGUCGAGGAAUCGCCGCCGUCCGGCUCGACUGCUCGCCGCCGCGAGAAGGAGCCGUCGUCGACCUCGGACUCGGACUCGGACGAUGCGCCCUCAGUCGCAGAGCGCAAGAGCGCUCAGCCCUCGCCACAGCCCUCGCGGAGUGGCCGUGCCGCGAGACCGAGUCGAACCUCGUCCGCCAAGCUGCCCGCCGCCGUCAAGAAGAGCCUGUCGUCCGACUCGGACUCGGACCCGGACGAGCAGCCGCCGCAGACCGCGCCGGCCACCCGCCCCAAGGAGCGCGUCGUCUACCUCGGGCUCCGAGUCGGAGGAGACGCCGCCGGCCUGGUCCAAGGGCAGUCGGCCGACCUCAGAGUCCCGUCGCCGCCCCUCAUAUACGAGAACGGUGGCCUGUCGUCGGCCCAGCUCCUUGCCGCCGCCGCGAGGAGCCUGUCGUCGAUCUCGGACUCGGACUCGGACGCGGCGUCAUCAGCAGCCGUCCAGGUCGCUCUGCCGUCGCCGCCGAAACCUCUCAAGCCCGGCUUUACGCGGUGCGACUGGGACGGUUGCCCAAACCCGGUCUACAAGUCGACGACGGCGACGUCGGACGAGCUGCACGUCGUCAACUACCACGACACGACUUGCAUCGUCACGUACCAGCGCCCGUACCGCACGACCCGCCUCGAGCGCGACGAGCACGGCCUGUUCGCGUGCCCCUGGUGCUGGCACAAGAUCAAGAACGCGACGGUGGCCCAGUCGCACGCGUACGGGCGCAAGAGCUGUCCCGGUCCGCCGGUCGCCGACCAGGACAAGUCGCCGACUGGAACGCUGUCGUCGGCCGAUUGA
Messenger RNA from Rhodotorula graminis WP1, 3294 nucleotides. RefSeq lists its product as uncharacterized. The transcript has 5 exons. The record is from RefSeq and is a predicted model, not a curated record. The coding region runs from base 1 to 3294 and encodes 1097 amino acids. NCBI's taxonomy places the organism in Eukaryota, Fungi, Basidiomycota, Microbotryomycetes, Sporidiobolales, Sporidiobolaceae.